Messenger RNA from Solanum stenotomum, 810 nucleotides. RefSeq lists its product as uncharacterized. The record is from RefSeq and is a predicted model, not a curated record. The transcript has a single exon. NCBI's taxonomy places the organism in Eukaryota, Viridiplantae, Streptophyta, Magnoliopsida, Solanales, Solanaceae. Gene Ontology annotation, molecular function: zinc ion binding; nucleic acid binding. The coding region runs from base 1 to 810 and encodes 269 amino acids.
AUGAGAGUAACUCAUGUAGAUAAGGUGGAGUUAGCUUCUUUUCAACUCAAAGGGAUUGCACAAAUAUGGUAUGAUCAAUGGAAAGAGACUAGACCGGCAGGAUUGGGCCCUAUAGAGUGGGAAGGGUUCAAGAGUGCUUUUCUAGAUAGUUUCUUCCCUUUAGAGAUGAGAGAAGCUUUGUUGCUUGAGUUCAUAAAACUUAGACAAAAUGAUUUGAGUGUUAAAGAAUAUGCAUGGAUGUUCACUCAAUUGUCUAAGUAUGUUCCAAUUCUAGUGUCCAAUCCCAAAUUGGGAAUGAGUAAGUUUGUGUCGGGAUUGUCCGAGUUAGUGGUAAAAGAAUGUCGUAUGGCCAUGUUUGAGCAUAAUAUGUAUAUCUCUUGUCUUGUAGUUUAUGCCUUUGAAAUUGAUCAAAAGAAACUUAAAGAAAGGUUGAGGGAGAAAAAAAGGGUUAGAAUAGAUGAUGAUAGUUCUUCUCUUGGAAGGUUCUCCGGACAAGGUCCUUCUAAGUUUUUCCCAAGGUUUAGUGAAGAGAGGGUGUCUAACCCUAAGCCUCAAAGAGGGAGAAAUAGUGAAUUUGUGUUACUUAAGCCUACUUGCAAUAUAUGUGGAAGGAAACAUUAUGGUAGGUGUUUAGCCGGUAUGGAAGGUUGUUAUGGUUGUGGUGGAAGUGACCAUAAAAUGAGAGAUUGCUCGAUACUUACAGCUAGGGGAAAAGAGAGGAAGAAAAUUAGGUUCAAUGCUCUCCAAGCUAGAGGUGAGCAAGAGUGUCCUCCAAAUGUUGCUCCCGAUAUGUGUUUCAUGCUUAUUUAG